Messenger RNA from Onthophagus taurus, 624 nucleotides. It is a transcript of the gene mRpL23, whose product is annotated as mitochondrial ribosomal protein L23. NCBI's taxonomy places the organism in Eukaryota, Metazoa, Arthropoda, Insecta, Coleoptera, Scarabaeidae. Gene Ontology annotation, molecular function: structural constituent of ribosome. Gene Ontology annotation, biological process: mitochondrial translation. Gene Ontology annotation, cellular component: mitochondrial large ribosomal subunit; ribosome. The record is from RefSeq and is a predicted model, not a curated record.
GUCAAGUUUAUAGGUUAUGUUAACCUAACCUUAAAAUUUCGUCAAAUCAAAACUCGCAUUCUUAGUUUAUUUUCCCAUAUAUUUAAGUUAUUUUAAAAUGUCAACACGAUGGUAUCCAAUUUAUCAAAAAGGUGGUCCACAGCUACGAGUUUUUCUUCCUAAUUUCUGGUUAAAACUAAUUAAACCGGUCCACGAUCAACCACCAAAUGUAGUCCAAUUUUCGUGUUCUAUGGAAAUGACCAGACAUGAUAUUAAAAAUUAUUUGGAGAAGAUUUACGAUGUUAAAGUGAGUGAUGUUCGAACGAGGAUUAUGUUGGGACAAACGAAAAAGCAACAAGGAAGAGGGAAUAUUAUUAAAGAGGAUGAUGUUAAAUUAGCUUAUAUUACCAUGCCGAAAGGUACUGUUUUUGAAUUUCCUAAUAUUUUUCCGGAGGAGGAGGAAAAGAAGAAAAAAAGUGAUGCAGAGAAAUCUUUAGAAGAUACCAAGAAGAAUUAUAAAAAGUUUUUGAAUAGAAAUAGUAAAAGGGUAAACAUGCCUGGUUGGUUUACUAUUUAAUUAAUUUUUUUUUAUUUAAUAUGGUAAUUUGUAGUAAAAUUGAUUUAUUUUAAAAAUAAAUCUUAUAA